GAGAUUGUAAAAGGCGGACUUUCAGGAUUAGCCUCAACUGUUCUCCUUCAGCCUUUUGAUCUCUUGAAGACUCGUCUGCAACAACGAGAUGGGAAAGUAGACAUCCGGUACGUCAUACAACGACAUCACUACGAUAGAACAAGUGUACUGCAUGUUACGCGGAGCGUCUUAGCUUCGGAUGGUAUACUGGGAUUAUGGCGAGGGACUGUUCCUUCGUUAUUUAGGAAUGUUCCCGGUGUAGCUUUAUACAUGACAAGCCUCACGCAAAUUCGAACCGCGAUGGCUCGCUCAGCGUAUUUUGUCCGAGCUCCCUUAAUCUUUAACGGUAGUGCUACUGGGGGGAACACUUCCAAGUCUGGAUCUGUACUACCAAAGUUAUCAAGCCAGGGGAACUUACUCGCCGGAGCGUUCACCCGCGUCGCAGUUGGGUUUCUUUUAAACCCGUUUUCUGUGAUUAAGGCGCGUUUUGAGAGCAACAUCUACCAAUCUCAGUACAACUCCUUCCCACAAGCAGUCGCUCUAAUCGCACGCUCCGGACCAAAAGAGUUGUUCAAGGGUUUCGUACCAUCCGCGAUGCGCGAUGCACCGUAUGCUGGUUUGUUUGUGGCUACUUAUGAGAGUAUUAAACGGCAUACUUCCCAUUUAUCGGGGUCAUCCUCGGUCCUAUCAUCAACGAUGGUACAUACGGUAUCCGCCGGUACCGCAGGAGCGAUAGCUACACUUGCCACGCAUCCAUUUGACGUUAUCAAGACGAAAGUCCAAGUCCGACAAGAAGACCGAUAUCACGGUCUCCGGCGGACAGUUCAUACGAUUUGGCAGCAACGAGGAAUCUCAGGCUUCUUCGAUGGCGCGUCGUUGCGCGUCUCCCGAAAGGUUUUCAGUUCCGCAAUCGGAUGGGCGGUGUACGAGGGCCUGCUUAUGGUUUUUCAUAAUAACAGCAAUAAUAAUGAUCAGCGGUUAUGA
Molecule: messenger RNA, 963 nt
Organism: Fomitiporia mediterranea MF3/22
Lineage: Eukaryota; Fungi; Basidiomycota; Agaricomycetes; Hymenochaetales; Hymenochaetaceae
Product: mitochondrial carrier
Exons: 8
Biological process (GO): glycine import into mitochondrion
Cellular component (GO): mitochondrion
Molecular function (GO): glycine transmembrane transporter activity
Source: RefSeq, a predicted model, not a curated record